AGUUUGACUUGGUUCUGGGUCCGGAACCAAAUUGUCACCAUGUUGCUGAAGUCGAUCGCGGUUCUCUCUUUGGUCGCCGUCUGCAGCGGUGCCGGCAAACUCGACAACGUUUUUGAAUGGAAAGAACUGAGCUUUGCCUGGCCCAGCGAAGGCGCUAAGAACGACGCCAUCAAAUCCGAAGCCUACGUCGCCGCCAACAAUUUGCCACUGGGAUUGGACAGAUGGAAGGAUAAGCUCUUCGUCACUGUGCCCAAAUGGAAGGCCGGAGUCGCUUCCUCCCUCAACUACGUCAACAUAAGCAACCCAAAUAAAACUCCGGACCUGAUACCAUAUCCAAGCUGGCAGGCUAAUACGAUUCCCGCUGGAAAAGACGUAAAAAUAGCCGACGAUCAAAUCGUUUCCACCUUUAGAGUGCGCGUUGAUGAAUGUGACCGCCUUUGGGUCAUGGACACUGGACUCGAAGACAUUUUGGGCAACCCAAGACAAGUUUCCAAACCUGCCAUCGUCGUUUACGAUCUGACCACCGAUAAAUUGAUCAAGAGAUAUCCUCUCAAGGAUUCCGACCUUAAGGAAGACUCAUUCUUUGCCAAUAUCAUCGUCGAUGUGAACCCUGACAAAUGCGACCAAGCCUUCGCUUAUUUGCCUGAUUUGGGUGGUUAUGGAAUUGUCGUUUAUUCUUGGGAGAAAAACGACUCGUGGAGAGUCAAACACAACUUCUUCCAUUUUGAUCCAUUGAAAGGAGAUUUCAACGUUGGUGGCGUAAACUUCCAGUGGACCGACGGAGUUUUCGGACUCGCCCUUGGUCCCAAAGAAGAUCACGGUUAUCGUACUUUGUACUUCCAUCCUUUAGCCAGCACUAAAGAGUUCUCAGUUUCGACUCAAGUACUCCAGAAUCAAACUCUGGCUACCGACCCACAUUCUUACCAUUUGUACACCAUUGAAGGUGACAAAGGCGAUUUGACCCAAUCAUCGGCGUCAGACUUCGAUGAGAAGUCGAACGUGCUCUUCUUGACACAACUGAACAGGGAUGGAGUGGCUUGCUGGAACCCACGACGUAAACUGAACUCGGAAAAUCUUGAACUUGUCGCCGAAGAUAAAGAUCAGCUUAUCUUCACCAACGACUUAAAGAUAGACCGUGAAAGAAACCUUUGGAUUCUGUCAGAUAGGAUGCCUGCCUUCAUAUAUCGCGGUUUGGAUCCCAACCAAGUGAACUACAGGAUUUUCAAAAUUAAGGUUGACGACAUUAUUGCCGGAACUAAAUGCGUCGCCUAAAUUUUUAUUAUUUAUCACCUAUACUAGGUUUAGUUUUAUAUUGUAAAUUUUAGAUGAGUGAAAUUCACUGAAUAUUUAAAUUUUUUACAAUUAUUAAA
Aethina tumida (small hive beetle) is the source of this 1370-nucleotide messenger RNA. Its product is annotated as protein yellow. Lineage: Eukaryota; Metazoa; Arthropoda; Insecta; Coleoptera; Nitidulidae. Gene Ontology annotation, cellular component: extracellular region. The record is from RefSeq and is a predicted model, not a curated record. The transcript is spliced from 5 exons. The coding region runs from base 40 to 1272 and encodes 410 amino acids.